CGGCAAGAUGUUAAGGUUCUAUUUAGUGGAACUGCUGGUUCUGCUGGCCAGCUCAAGGCUUAUCAACGCAAUUGAGGUGGACACUGACCUGGGACGAGUGCGAGGAGCUAAUCUGACCUCCAGAUUGGGUGUAACCUUUCAUGCUUUUCGGGGCAUUCGAUAUGCCGAACCGCCUUUGGGAGAUUUGCGAUUCUUGAAUCCCCUGCCAGUUAAAUCUUGGUCACCGACUACCUUCGAUGCUAGUCAAGAUGGACCGAUGUGUCCACAACCCUGGGACAAUAUGACCGAUGUUUCCGAAGACUGUCUGCGGCUGAAUGUGUAUACCAAGGAUUUAAAGGCCCGACGACCGGUUAUAGUUUUCUUACAUCCUGGUGGCUUCUAUGUCUUCUCGGGGCAAAGUAAAUAUUUGGCUGGACCCGAGCAUUUUAUGGAUCGUGAUUGUGUGUUAGUCUCCCUAAAUUACCGACUUGGUAGCUUGGGUUUCCUGGCCACCGGAAGUAAAGAAGCGCCUGGCAAUGCAGGACUCAAAGAUCAAGUCCUAGCAUUACGUUGGAUACAGCAGCAUAUCCAUCGAUUUGGCGGUGAUCCAGGUAGUGUUACCCUUUUGGGUUAUAGUGCCGGCAGUAUUAGCGUGGCCUUACAUAUGUUAUCUCCCAUGUCACGGGGUCUCUUCCAUCGCGGCAUCUGCAUGAGUGCUGCACCAUAUGGACCAGUUCAGUACAAAGGCAAUGACCUUCGAUUAGCAAAACGACAAGCUGGACUAUUAAAAUGCCCCCAGGAACCGGUCAAAGAUAUGGUGGAGUGUAUGAGGAAAAAGCCCUACUUGGAUUAUGUGAGCACCUACAAUGGGAUGUUUGAGUUUGGAUGGAAUCCUGUCCUUAAUUGGAGAAUCGUUGUCGAAGAGGAUUUUGGCCAGGAACGAUACCUUGUCGAAAGUCCCUUCAAGACAGUAAGGCGUGGUGAUUUCCAUAAGGUUCCUAUUAUCACUGGGAUUACGGAGUUUGAAUUCCUUUCAGGAGCAUUUUUUGAUCUGCGAAAUGAAAGCCUUGUAAGUAAAUACAACCAGGAUUGGGAACAAUAUGCACCCAUUACCCUCAUCUUGGAACGCAACUCAACCCAAUCCCGAGCUGGCAGUCGAGUUUUGAGAGAGAAAUAUAUGCCAGAGAGUAGAGAGAAACUGGAGUAUCCAAAGUCCCUGAAGGGUAUGGGAGAACUCUACAGUGAUGCCUUGAUUGGGGUAUCCUUCCAUCGAUUUCUUCGCCUGAUGUCACCCCAUACACCAAUUUAUACCUAUCUGUUUCGAUAUAAAGGUAGAUAUAGUUUCUUGAAGAAUCCCGAUAACCAAGAAGCUAUGGGCCCCGUUCAUCAUGAUGAGCUGUUAUAUUUGUUCCAUGUGGGCCUUUUGAGUCCUCUACUUAAACGAGAAGACCCUGAAAACUUUAUGAUUGAGCUUAUGACUCGCAUGUGGAUUGAGUUUGCUCAAAAGGGUGAUCCCCACAAUAAGAAUGAUGAAUACCUUAAAGAUCUUAACUGGCCUCUAUAUAAUUCGAAAGAUAAAGGUUACUUGGAAAUUGGCACCAAUCUUACAGCCAAAACAGGUGGCUUUUUCCUAGAACGAUAUCAGAUCUGGGAGGAAUUAUUUCCUCUAUCAAGUUUUUGCUAAGCAGUAAUGCUAAAUGAAUACAUUUUUGCAAAAUUUAUAUAAAACAUCUCAGAUUAAAAUAAAACUUUAUUGAUUUUAA
Drosophila eugracilis is the source of this 1742-nucleotide messenger RNA. Its product is annotated as juvenile hormone esterase. The transcript has 4 exons. The record is from RefSeq and is a predicted model, not a curated record. NCBI's taxonomy places the organism in Eukaryota, Metazoa, Arthropoda, Insecta, Diptera, Drosophilidae. Bases 8 to 1663 code for a protein of 551 amino acids.